AUGUCUGAACGGCCUCAAGGCAACCUCCUUCCGCUCAUUCGCGCGGGCCACGUCGUCUCCAUCUGGCACGACAUCGUCCUCUUCUCCCCCUUCGCCGCCGCCAGUCCCCGCUCGUCCCGCAGCAAGCCACCCCCGCUGCUCAACUUCAUCUGCACCGACACCUCUGGCGACCCCUUCGCCGAGCCCGACGCCGCGUUUCCCGUGAUUCUGGACAACGCGCCGUUGGAGGCGGUGGAGGUGGGCGCAAGGGAGCGCGACCCGGGCGACGUGUUCCCCGUGCUGCCGCUCCUCGCGCUGCCCGUGCGCCUGCGGCCAGGCCUGAAGUCGGAAGUUUCGUGGAAGCUGGUCGUAGUAGCGGCGGACGAUCCGCAAGUCGAGGCGGGGGAGACGGCGGCCGUCGCGGCGACGGCGCUGCCGCAAGUGAAGGCGUGGGCCGACGCGGGAGGGUUCACGACGGUGGGGCCGAACCCAUGGCGGAUCCUCGAAUCCCCGCAGCGCAGCGACGCGGACGACUGGGAGAAAACGGCGCGGAAGGCGCAGCGCGUGGUGCGCGAGGCGCAUAACGUGUGGAGGCUGCUCGUCGCGACGCUGCGCCGCCCCUCGCUGCAGCGGGGGCACCGCGUGAGCGAGCACGCCGUGGAGGGAUGGAAGGAGCACGACGGGGUAGACGCGGACAAGAAGACCGGCAGCAGCAGCAGCAGCAGCAGCCGAAGCCACGAGAACAGCAGCCUACUUCAGCUACUUGCGCAACCCGCCGGUGGCAGCGGGAUUUUGGGCGGAGAGACGAACGGCGGGAGCUGCAGGAGCGGCGGCGGAAGUAUCGCCGGGGCUGAGCGCGCGGCAGGAGGAAAGGCGGGGUCUCAGCGGGGCGUGCUGUCCGCCGCCGCCAAGGCGGCAGCCGCGGCCGUGGGGGCUGCUCGUGGGCUUGCGCGGCACAAGGAGGCGCGGGCGCGGGGAGGGGGCGACGACGACGCGUCGCAACGCGAUCCGAUCGAGGACGGUGUAAGAGACGACCGUUCCGAUUCCACAGACGACGAUGCCGCCCAAGAUGAGUUUGCCGCCCAAGAUGAGUUUGCCGCCCAAGAUGAGUUUGCUGCCCAAGAUGAGUUUGCCACCCACGACUCCGAUUCCGCCCAAGAUGAAUGUGCAGGGCAAGUUGACUACGCAGGGCAAGAUGAUUACUACGUUACGCUCGUGGGAAGCGAUGAGGGCGAGGUGGAGAAGGAGGAGGAAAGGGACAGGGAACCCGAAGGGACGACGCAGUUUGAACGAGCAGGGAGUGAGGGCAGCGGCGAUAGCAGCAGCAGCAGCAGCAGCAGGCACAGGCCCGUGCCGCCGCGCCAAAGUUCGCCCGUGAGAGCAGCAGCUUCGCCGAAAGCCUCGCCCGUGAUGGGCGCUGCUCCGCGUGCUCUUGUGCGGGGUGCCACGUGGAGCGCGGGUACGGGCAGCAGCGCUACUAGCGACGGCAGUGGUGGUGGGAGGAACAGUUGGGCGAGUGUGGAAACUAGUCGAAGCUUAUCGAGCAAAAAUAUCCGGCCUGCGUGGUCCGGCCUGGACUCCAUCUUCCACAGCGGGCCCCUGGUAGUGCGGCGCAGCAGGUCGGGGCUGGAGGGUGGAGGCGGUGAGCAGCACAUCACCCCCAGAACCCGCAGCCUGGGCUCACAGGGCGGGGCGGCCGGAGGUGGUCGCAGUAGGGAUGGCGACUCCCCGCCCUCUCCUGACAGCGAUGCUGCUGCUCUUGUGGGGUGCUAUGGAGUGCUGAUGGGGCAUCGGCCGGACAGGCCGGCGGUGCCAAGGGAGGGGCUAGGGGAGGAGGACGUUAGAGAGCAGCAUGAUGCAGCGCAUGGGAGCAGGUGGUCCUUCUCCCCGUCUCUGGUUCGGUCACGCACCGACCCUGCCAGCUUCGGAGCAGGCCAGAGGAGGUACAGCCUGGACUCAGGCAGCAAGGGCAAGGGGUACGGGCGUGCAUCAAGCAGCGGGGGGUAUGAGCGACCCCGAAGGGGGUUCUCGUCUGGUGGGCGCUCUCACAGUUCCUUGGGCCCAGCCUCUCCUCACCAACAUGCACCUGCGCUCACUCGUCGAUGGAGUGCCGCAGCCGCCCACCGCAUCUCCCUGAAGCACCUGUGGAACCGCAGCGGCCGGGAUGCGGACUCCUCGCCGGCUGGUGCAGAGACAAGCGGGCGCAGCUUCCGAAGCAGUCAGAGCUCUCGGGGGACACAUGCUUGGGGUGACUCUGAUGCAGGGCAGGGGGCUGUGGGGAGCGACAUGCCAUGGCAGCAGCAGGACCAUGCCAUGCACCCCCCUGCUUCCCAUGCUUCACACGCAUCACUUGCUUCUCACUCUUCCCACGCUUCACCUGCUUCCCACGCUGCACCUGCUUCCCACGCUUCACCUGCUUCCCACGCUUCACCUGCUUCCCACGCUUCCCACUCUCCCCACGCUUCCCACUCUCCCCACGCUUCCCACUCUCCCCACGCUUCCCACCCUUCCCACGCUCUCCACUCUCCCCACGUUUCCCACUCUCCCCAUGCUCCCCACUCUCCCCACGCUUCCCACUCUCCCCACGCUUCCCACUCUCCCCACACUCCCCACUCUCCCCACUCUCUCCACACCUCCCACUCUCCCCACGCUGCCCACACUUCCCGUACCAUUUUCCAUGUUUCCCACGCGUCUCUUGAUUCGCACCCAUUCCGCGCUCCCAUGCGGACCAAGAUCAGGCGCACUUCAUCGUACGAGCACGCGGGCACUGAGCGGGCAGCAGCAGUGGAAGACAUGCCACGGGAUCCAGGGAGACGGGUUCUUGUGAAGAGCGUGUCACACGAGGCUCAACGGCAGAUUAGGCCCGCUGUGGUCACUAGACCGCAUACUAGCUCCGGAAGCAGCCGGCACAUGGGGUUGGACUUGGAGCCGCCAGGCGCCAUUGAUUAG
Messenger RNA from Closterium sp. Naga37s-1, 2928 nucleotides. NCBI's taxonomy places the organism in Eukaryota, Viridiplantae, Streptophyta, Zygnematophyceae, Desmidiales, Closteriaceae. The record is from the annotation of a GenBank genome assembly.